This is a messenger RNA of Heterostelium album PN500, 489 nucleotides long. RefSeq names its product AraC family transcriptional regulator. The coding region runs from base 1 to 489 and encodes 162 amino acids. The transcript has a single exon. The record is from RefSeq and is a predicted model, not a curated record. NCBI's taxonomy places the organism in Eukaryota, Evosea, Eumycetozoa, Acytosteliales, Acytosteliaceae.
AUGUCAGAAAUUGAAAUUCAGUUUGUUAAAAGUAGAGAUUCUAUAGGAAUCCAUGGUGUUGGUCCAUAUGAUACAACUUUCAAGAGAACUGUUUGCGAUAUGUUUAAGUUCAUCGAAGAAAAGAAUGUCGUUUAUGAAAAAUUCAUAGGAUACUUUUACGAUAAUCCCUGCGAGGUUGCACCCGAUCAGUGUAGAUCAGUCGCUUCGAUUUUAAUUACAAAGGAGCAAUUGGCAGCAUUGAAUCUCUCCGGUCAAGAGCAAGUAAAACACAUCGUUUGGGAAGAAGGUGAAUAUGCAGUCAUGCUUUACAAAGGACCAUACGAGAAUCUCAAUCGUCAAUACCAAACUAUCUUUGAGGAAAUUGUAAAGAUCAACAGAAUACCAAGUGAAUAUCCGUCAGUCGAAGUCUACCUGAAUGACUGUGGUGUAACUCCACCAUCUGAAUUACUAACACAGAUCUACGUCAAAUUAGAACCAAUUUCAAAAUAA